AUGGCUGGUUUGAUGAGAUCUGAAGUAUCAUUCAGGAGGCAAGGAUCUUCAGGUUUAGUUUGGGACGAUAAGAUCUUAUCUGGCGAAUUGAACAAAGUGGCAAAUCAAAAGGAAGAAAGCAAUCAAUUGGAACAAAAGAAAUCCGCCGGACUAACGAUAGAGAGAAGCCGAUCCAACGGCGGAGGUCGAGGAUACCGAACCGGAAGGGUGUCCCCGGCUAUAGAGCCACCGUCUCCAAAGGUUUCUGCAUGUGGGUUUUGCAGUGCUUUUAGCAAACAAGACAAAACUCGCCGGCGACCACCCAAGUCCGGUAAGCGUAAGAUAUAA
Fraxinus pennsylvanica is the source of this 327-nucleotide messenger RNA. The record is from the annotation of a GenBank genome assembly. Lineage: Eukaryota; Viridiplantae; Streptophyta; Magnoliopsida; Lamiales; Oleaceae.